This is a messenger RNA of Xylaria bambusicola, 1515 nucleotides long. RefSeq names its product phytanoyl-CoA dioxygenase. Bases 297 to 1295 code for a protein of 332 amino acids. The record is from RefSeq and is a predicted model, not a curated record. The transcript has a single exon. Lineage: Eukaryota; Fungi; Ascomycota; Sordariomycetes; Xylariales; Xylariaceae.
CACUAGACGAUGGUAGCUAAAGGCUAGAACCGUGUUAGCUCUACCUACUGGCUGAUGGGAGCUGGAGUUUUUGGCAGGGGGAAAGCUGCCCCUCCUAAUCACCCCUCAUGCCCCUCACUCAUCCUUACCUACAGCAGCCUGCAUUGGCACGUGGUUCACCCCCACCAUGAUCUCAGAUCGAACAUCGACUCAUCCAGAAAUUCUACAUUUGGUAUUAACAGCCGAUAAAUUAUAGGACCAUUUACUCAAUCAUUAGAAGUCCUCUGUCACAUUCCCGUCUCAUCCUCCAAAUCACCAUGUCCUCCGAGCAACCAUCAACAGGCGGGCUGACGCCCUCCCAGCUCGCAGACUUCGAGCGCGACGGGUACCUCGUGAUCCCCAACGCCCUGCCACCAACAACCGUAGAAGCGCUCCUAGCCGAGACGCACCAGCUCCUCGACGACUUCUCCCUGUCCGAGCACCCCAUGACGCGGUUCAGCACAGGCGAGAAGUCGGACCACGUAGGCGACGACUACUUCCUGACAUCGGGCGACAAGAUCCGGUUCUUCUUCGAAGAGGACGCCUUUUCUCCCAACGGGGAACUCCUCAAGCCCAAGGCGCGCGCGAUCAACAAGAUCGGGCACUACUUGCACGCGCUCUCGCCCCCCUUCGCAGCCCUGCUGGAUCCCGCGCUGAAUCCGGACCUCCUCGGCGCGGGGACCAGCACGGGGAGCGUGGCGGCCGGCCACAAGGAGUCGCACCCCGCGGCCGUCGCGCGCGCCCUCGGGUUCAGGGACCCGCGCUGUCUGCAGUCCAUGGUCAUCUGCAAGCAGCCCGAGAUUGGCGGCGCCGUGCCCCCGCACCAGGACAGCACCUUCCUGUACACGGACCCGCCGAGCGCCGUGGGCUUCUGGUACGCGCUCGAGGACGCGACCGCCGAGAACGGGUGUCUCAGUUUCCUCCCGGGCAGUCACCGGUGGGCGCCCGUGCGUCAGCGCUUCGCGCGCGCUGCGGACGGGAGGUCCGGGACCGAGUUCAUGGAUAACGCGGGCCCGCAGUUCCCUAUUGGCGAGGAAUAUGGUGAAGAUAAGAAGGAGGGGGAGGGCGCGGACGGGGAAUACGUUAUGGGGGAGGUCAAGGCUGGCUCGCUUAUUCUUAUACAUGGGAAUUUGUUACAUAAGAGCGAGAGGAAUACGAGCCAGAAGGGACGUAUUAUAUAUACGUUCCAUGUUAUCGAGGGAGAAGGGACUACGUAUGAUGCGCGGAACUGGUUACAGCCGCCCGCCGAGGGCUUCACGAAGCUAGUUAGGGCGUGACAUUGUCAGUCUUACUGUAAAAUGGCCUAUGAAUUUCUGUAUUAGUAGGGAGAUACCUAGCAUACAAGCAUCAGAGAACAGGAGGCAUGUACUGAAUUAGCGAUAGGGAGGGGCGAUUCACAUCAAACGACCAGUGUACUCAAUCAUCUGUCGUCUACUUCAUUUUGUGUAUAUCAGUCAGGGGGUGCAGAAAUGUUGAGAUUCUGGGUUGUGAAUGCAG